CUUCUCUGACUACUAUUUACUCUUGCUCACGAUACUCCUCUACAACUGAUUUCUUUCCUUGAUCCACUUUUCUAACCUAAUACCCUUCCCCAUCCGUCUUUCAUACUGCUCACCAUGGCUGAAGCUCAACGUCGUCCUCGUGUCUUCUUUGACAUUCAGAUUGGCAAUGAAAAGACCGGACGUAUUGCCCUGGAAUUGUACAACGAUGUCGUUCCUAAGACCGCAGAAAAUUUCCGUGCUCUCUGUACCGGAGAGAAGGGUGUAGGAAAGCAGGGCAAGCCAUUGCAUUUCAAGGGUUCGAUUUUCCACCGUGUGAUCAAGCAAUUCAUGAUCCAGGGUGGUGACUUCACCGCAUUCAACGGCACUGGCGGCGAGUCGAUUUACGGCGAGAAGUUCCCCGACGAGAACUUCGACCUCAAGCAUGACAAACCUUUCCUCCUCUCCAUGGCCAAUUCCGGCCCCGGCACCAACGGGAGUCAGUUUUUCAUUACUACCGUCCCCACCCCUCAUUUGGAUAGCAAACACGUUGUUUUCGGUGAGGUGAUCAACGGAAAGAGCAUCGUUCGCAAGAUCGAGAACAUGAACACCCAGGCAGAUAAGCCCGUCAAGGACGUGACCAUCGUCGAGUGCGGUGAGCUCACAGGUCAGGCCUACGAAGACGCCGACAAGCAAAUCCCUGAUGCUACCGGCGACCCUUACGAGGACUUCCCCGAUGACCACCAGGGUGAGGAGCUGAAUGCCCAGGUCUGCUACAAGAUUGCGUCGGAAUUGAAGAACUUCGGAAACGCUGCCUUCAAGAGCGGCAACGUCGCUCUCGGUCUGGAGAAGUAUCAGAAGGGUCUGCGCUACUUGCAUGAGUUCCCUGAGCCUGAUGAGAACGACCCCAAGGAGCUUGACGGCCAGAUCAAGACUCUCCGCUUCACCCUUCACUCCAACUCGUCUCUCCUGGCCAACAAGCUCGCACAGUACAAGAACGGGCAAACCUGGGCUACUUACGCCUUGGAUACUGCCGAGGCAGCCAACGCUGCAGAUACCGACAAGGCCAAGGCCUACUACCGCCGCGCCGUGGCCUACGGCGGCCUGAAGGAAGAAGAUGCAGCUUUGAAGGAUCUCCAGGAAGCCGAAAAGCUGCACCCCGGCGACAACGGCAUUAUCAACGAAAUCGCCAAGGUCAAGAAGGCCAUCAAGGAUCGCCAGGCCAAGGAACGCGCCACUGCACAAAGGUUCUUUUCAUAAGUGAGAUAAUGCCAUGCGUUCAUGAUUCAUGAAUGUUUCUACUACCAACCAACUACUCUACACUUUCCAUUCGCAUAAAAGCGACAUCCCAAUUGCGCCGUCUAGAUAGUCGCCUUGUUCGCGUAUUCAGUUCUUUUCUCUCUUCUCCAUACUUUCUGACCUCGUUCCUAAACAUUCGGGCAUUCGGUAGCGUGGU
Molecule: messenger RNA, 1432 nt
Organism: Aspergillus alliaceus
Lineage: Eukaryota; Fungi; Ascomycota; Eurotiomycetes; Eurotiales; Aspergillaceae
Product: cyclophilin-like domain-containing protein
Exons: 5
Coding region: 115-1236 (373 amino acids)
Biological process (GO): protein peptidyl-prolyl isomerization; protein folding
Cellular component (GO): intracellular membrane-bounded organelle
Molecular function (GO): peptidyl-prolyl cis-trans isomerase activity; protein binding
Source: RefSeq, a predicted model, not a curated record